AUGCAAACUAUUUCAAGCAAUGAAUUUCGAUCGGAUGCGAGCCAGAUAUUCCGUCUUUGCCUUCCAUAUGUAUUCAGCUAUGUCCUAGAACUAUUAUUAAUACCAGCUGUUUCGAAUGUUUUCAUGGGAUGGAUUGGUCAGCAGGAAUUUAACGCAUGUGCAUUAGCACGAACUCUCUAUUUAUUGUUCGGAUAUUCUGGCUAUUUCGGUUUAACUUAUGCUUGUGAUACAUUAUUAAGUCAAGCGUUCGGUGGCAAUAAACGGCAGAUGGGUGUGGUGAUUCAACGAGGAUUUCUAAUAGGGAGUUUCGGUGUUCUUUUUUCUUGGAUAUUUCUUGUUAAUAUUCGAUAUUUCAUACCAUUUAUUGAAAAACAUGAAGAAUCCAUUCGACUAAUUAAUCGAUAUUUACUAUUUUCAAUGAUUACGGUUCCAUGUGAAGCAUUUUCAUUACUGAUGCAAAAAUUUGUUAUCAAUCACGGUGUAACAUGGCCACUACUAGUCAUAAAUACCAUUGGAAAUCUCGUUAAUAUACUUGCUCACUGUUUACUGUUAUAUGUGUUCAAGUUUAGUGUUGCAGCACCGCCAAUAGCGUUCGCUUUGUCGUAUUUGACGAUGGGUUUAUCGUGUAUUAUCUAUGUUCGACUGUCAUCGGUAUCAAAAGACACAUGGCAUCCAUGGACACGAAAGUGUCUACAGGAUUGGUCAACAUAUGUUAUGUUAGGUGUUCCGGGAGUACUUAUAAGUUUCCUUCAAAGCCUAGUAUACGCUGGUUCGAUUCUAUUUGCAUCUAUAUUCAGUGAAGAUGCCAUUACAACACAAAAUGUCGUCUUUUAUGUUGAUCUUUGUAUUUUUCUCGUUACACUCUCGUUUGCUGUGAGUGCAACCAUUGUCCUUGGACGGUAUCUUGGUGCUAAUCUAUACGAAAAAGCGAUACAAGUGAAAAAUACAAUAUACAUCAUCGUCUGGCUUCCGAUUAGUGCAACCAUUCUAUGUGGUUUACUUGUUAUAUAUUGGAUUCCGUACUUAUUUCAUAUACCGGAUUCAGCCCGAAAUUCAACUCGAUAUUUAUUACUAAUGGUGAUCAUUUGUUGUUCAGCCGAUUUCUAUCAUCUUUCACAAGCGAGCAUAUUACGGGCUUGCGGUCGACAAUAUUUCGAUGCUAUACUUUCGUUUACAUCAUAUUGUUUUGUUGGUAUUCCUGUGGGAAUUUUGCUGAUAUUUGUCUUACAUUUGAAUAUGUUUGGAUAUUGGAUAGCUUUGAUUGCAAGUUUACUUGUGACCAAUAUCGUAUUUUACAUAUAUAUUCGCAAGAUCAAUUGGAAAGAGCAAGCCGAAAGGGCACAGAUGAACAUUACAUCCAACAGGCAAGAUAUUUCAGAACACACCCCGUUAUUAUCUGCGGACAACGCAAGGAGCGAACCAUCAUUAUUGGAUACGAUAAGAACAAAGUUGUUCGUUUUCGUUCUAUUGCUUCUUCUGUUCGUAUCUUCUCUGGUUUUCUCUUUUAAAUUCGCUAGCUAUUAA
Molecule: messenger RNA, 1524 nt
Organism: Adineta ricciae
Lineage: Eukaryota; Metazoa; Rotifera; Eurotatoria; Adinetida; Adinetidae
Source: the annotation of a GenBank genome assembly